Microthlaspi erraticum is the source of this 456-nucleotide messenger RNA. The record is from the annotation of a GenBank genome assembly. Lineage: Eukaryota; Viridiplantae; Streptophyta; Magnoliopsida; Brassicales; Brassicaceae.
AUGACCGGAGGUCUUGUAAAAUGCAGCAAGAUCCGCCACAUUGUGAGGCUCAGGCAAAUGCUCCGGCGGUGGCGAAACAAAGCGCGGUUAUCUUCUGCUAGCCGCUGUGUACCGUCGGAUGUUCCAUCUGGACACGUGGCAGUCUGUGUGGGUAGCGGUUGCAGGAGAUUCGUGGUGCGCGCGUCGUACCUGAACCAUCCGAUCCUGAGUAAUCUUCUUGUACAAGCUGAGGAAGAGUUCGGUUUCGUUAACCAUGGACCGUUGGUUAUACCUUGCGAAGAAUCGGUUUUCGAGGAAGCGAUCCGGUUUAUCUCCCGGUCCGAUUCGUCUCGGUCAAGCCGGUUUACUUGUCCCGAAGAUCUCCAGAAAUGCCACGGAGGAAUCAAAAGCAAGCUUGACCUGUUGAUCGAAUCUCGGCCGUUGCUUCACGCCGUCGCCGAGAAAGCCAUCUGGUGA